GCGGCCGCGCGCGCGCGUCUGUGGGUGCCGCGGCGGCGGCGCUGGAAAUGGCAGUUGCCGGGCGGCUGGCGUAGCGAGCGGCUGCUGCUGGCGCUGGGGGCUGCUCUGGCCCGGGACGGGAUGGGGGCGCGAGAGCUCGGGGGCCGAGGCGGCUGCUGCUACUGAGCGCGCGGGGCAGUUCCAAAUUCCCUCUAUAUCUCCACCCAAGCCUUCCACUGCCCACUGAGAAGUCAAGAAAUAUACCUGUUACACAUGAGAUCAUCUUCAAAAUCUGAGGAAGCCAUCAGUAAAAGCACAGAAUUUUAUUUUAAGGUUUAAAAUAAAAUUUGCCUAUGAUCCUAAAAAGCUGAAAUGGGGGCUGUCUUUCUUCAGGCCCCUUGGUUAUGAAUGUGCUUCAGUUUUAUAAUGCCUCCUGCUAUGGCAGACAUCCUUGACUUUUGGGGCGUGGAUUCUCAGAUAGCAUCAGAUGGCUCCAUUCCUGUGGAUUUUUUAUUGCCCACUGGGAUCUAUAUCCAAUUGGAAGUACCUCGGGAGGCCACUAUUUCUAAUAUUAAACAGAUGCUAUGGAAGCAAGCUCACAACUAUCCUAUGUUUAACCUUCUUAUGGAAAUUGAAGCUUAUAUGUUUGCAUGUGUGAACCAGACUGCUGUUUAUGAGGAGCUUGAAGAUGAAACAAGAAGACUUUGUGAUAUCAGACCUUUUCUUUCAGUUCUCAAAGUGGUGACAAGAAAUUGUGACCCAGGGGAAAAAUUAGAUUCCAAAAUUGGAGUUCUUAUAGGAAAAGGUCUUCAUGAGUUUGAUGCCCUAGAAGAUCCCGAAGUGAAUGAGUUCCGAAGUAAAAUGCGCCAGUUCAGUGAAGAAAAGAUCCAGUCCCUUGUGGGGUUGUCUUGGAUGGAUUGGUUAAAGCAUACUUACCCACCAGAACAAGAACCUUCUAUUCCUGAAAACUUGGAAGAUAAACUUUAUGGUGGAAAUCUUGUGGUAGCUGUCCAUUUUGAAAAUUGUCAGGAUGUAUUUAGUUUCCAAGUAUCUCCUAAUAUGAAUCCCAUCAAGCUAAAUGAGUUAGCAAUCCGAAAACGGUUGACUAUCCGUGGAAAGGAAGAUGAAGUUGAUCCUUAUGACUAUGUGCUACAAGUCAGUGGGAGACUAGAAUAUGUGUUUGGUGAUCACCCAUUAAUUCAGUUCCAGUAUAUACGGAACUGUGUCAUGAAUAGAACUCUUCCCAAACUCACUCUUGUUGAAUGUUGCAAUAUCAAGAAGAUGUGUGAACAGGAAAUGAUUGCCAUAGAAGCUGCCAUAAAUCGAAAUUCAUCCAACCUUCCUCUUCCACUGCCACCAAAAAAAACACGAUUAAUUUCUAAUGUUUGGGAGAAUACCCAGCCUUUCCAAAUUAUAUUGGUUAAGGGGACUAAACUGAACACAGAAGAAACUGUCAAAGUUCAUGUCAGGGCUGGACUUUUUCAUGGAACUGAACUUCUUUGCAAACCGGUUGUAAGCUCAGAGAUAUCUGGGAGAAAUGACCGUGUUUGGAGUGAACCACUGGAAUUUGAUAUUAACAUCUGUGAUUUACCAAGAAUGGCUCGGUUAUGCUUUGCAGUUUAUGCUGUAGAUAAAGUGAAAACAAAAAAGUCGACCAAGACAAUUAAUCCCUCCAAAUAUCAGACUAUCAGGAAAGCUGGAAAAGUGCACUAUCCUGUAGCAUGGGUAAAUACCAUGGUGUUUGACUUUAAAGGACAGCUGAAAGCUGGAGAUAUCAUAUUGCACAGCUGGUCAUCAUUUCCUGAUGAGCUUGAAGAAAUGUUGAAUCCAAUGGGAACUGUUCAAACAAAUCCAUAUAUUGAAAAUGCAACAGCUUUACAUGUUAAAUUCCCUGAGAAUAAAAAGCAGCCUUAUUAUUACCCUCCCUUUGAUAAGAUUAUUGAGAAGGCAGCUGAGAUUGCAAGUAGUGACAGUGGUAACGUAUCAAGUCGAGGUGGAAAAAAAUUUCAUGCUGUGCUCAAAGAAAUCAUGGAGAGGGAUCCCUUAUCCCAACUGUGUGAAAAUGAAAUGGAUCUUAUUUGGACUUUGAGACAAGACUGUAGAGAAAAUUUUCCACAGUCAUUGCCAAAAUUGCUGCUGUCUGUCAAAUGGAAUAAACUUGAAGAUGUUGCUCAGCUACAGGCUCUUCUUCAGAUAUGGCCUAAACUGCCUCCUAGAGAAGCAUUGGAAUUAUUAGACUUUAAUUAUCCAGACCAGUAUGUAAGAGAGUAUGCAGUGAGCUGCUUGAAACAAAUGAGUGACGAAGAACUAUCUCAGUACCUCCUACAACUUGUACAAGUUUUGAAAUACGAACCUUUUCUUGAUUGUGCCCUAUCUAGAUUCAUGUUAGACAGAGCACUUGCUAAUAGGAGGAUAGGGCAGUUUCUAUUUUGGCAUCUUAGGUCAGAAGUACACAUUCCUGCCUUUUCAGUACAAUUUGGUGUAAUACUUGAAGCUUACUGUCGAGGAAGUGUGGGCUAUAUGAAAGUGCUUUCUAAACAGGUUGAAGCUCUAAAUAAGCUGAAGACCUUAAAUAGUUUAAUAAAAUUGAACGCAGUAAAAUUAAACAAAGCAAAAGGAAGAGAGGCAAUGCACACAUGCUUAAAACAAAAUGCUUACCGAGAAGCCCUUUCUGAUCUUCCGUCACCUUUGAAUCCUUGUGUCAUACUCUCAGAACUUUAUGUUGAGAAGUGCAAGUACAUGGAUUCUAAAAUGAAGCCUCUGAGAAUAGUAUACAACAACAAAGUAUUUGGAGGAGAUCCAGUGGGUAUCAUUUUCAAAAAUGGGGAUGAUCUACGGCAAGAUAUGUUGACUCUCCAAAUGUUGCGGUUGAUGGAUUUACUUUGGAAAGAGGCUGGAUUGGAUCUCCGAAUGCUGCCGUAUGGUUGUUUAGCAACAGGAGACCGCUCUGGCCUUAUAGAAGUUGUUAGUACAUCUGAAACAAUUGCCGAUAUCCAGCUAAAUAGUAGUAAUGUUGCUGCUACAGCUGCCUUCAAUAAAGAUGCUCUUCUAAAUUGGCUUAAAGAAUACAAUUCUGGGGAUGACUUAGAUCAAGCCAUUGAAGAGUUCACACUCUCCUGUGCUGGCUACUGUGUAGCUUCUUAUGUCCUGGGGAUCGGUGAUAGACACAGUGACAACAUCAUGGUCAGGAAAACUGGACAGCUCUUCCACAUCGAUUUUGGACAUAUUCUUGGAAACUUCAAGUCUAAAUUUGGCAUUAAACGGGAACGAGUGCCUUUCAUUCUUACCUAUGAUUUCAUUCAUGUCAUUCAGCAAGGAAAAACAGGAAACACAGAAAAGUUUAACCGGUUCCGUAAGUGUUGUGAAGAGGCUUACCUGAUUUUACGAAGGCAUGGGAAUCUCUUUAUCACUCUGUUUGCCCUGAUGUUGACUGCAGGGCUUCCUGAGCUCACCUCAGUUAAGGAUAUACAGUAUCUUAAGGACUCUUUGGCCUUGGGGAAGAGUGAGGAAGAAGCACUAAAGCAGUUUAAGCAGAAAUUUGAUGAGGCGCUCAGGGAGAGUUGGACUACUAAAGUAAACUGGAUGGCGCACACCAUGAGGAAAGAUUACCGGUCUUAACGAGCGCCAGCUUCUGCUGCACGUGUUUUUUGUUGUUCUUUUGCUGUUGUUACUGAUUUGGUUUGGUUUGUUUAGUUUGGCUUUCAUUUCAUAUUUGCACUAAAAAAGACAGGUGAACACUGCCCUGACAAUAAAUUAUUGAUAAAAACAAAAGGGAACAAAAUCCUGGAACACCAAGUUUAAAAGGAAAAAAAAUGACCCAACCUAACCCGAAUGAUCCUUGAUGAUUGCACUCUACUUCUGACUGAUUGACAAAGACCCAACACAAGAUCUGCCAACAUCAGGAUAAUCACUUCUUGCUGACUUUGCACGCAGAAAGCUACUAGAUGUUUUCUUCUUUUAAAAAGUUUGGUACUUUUAAGCAGUGAUGUAAAUAUUCAUUUUCUGUGUUGUGACAAAGUAUUCUAACUCAGCCAAGGACUUUACACACAUCAGUUAUGGGACCAGUGGCUAGUUACAUUCAGAAUGGGACUUAAAAAGAAGGGUGUCUUUGUGCAAACUAAAGAUUAUGAUGUAUUUUUUUUUAAUCAAACCUGUGGAAACCUGUUGAUUUUUCUUGUUGAUGUUUCUAUCCCAUGGUAUCAUUCCAUCAGGACUUGCUGAAAAUCUAAUGGUGUGGCAAAUAUGACAUGUUUGUGGGUGUAUGUGUGCUUCAUAUGUACACACAAAUAUAUGUGUAUAUACAUGUGUGUUCGCAUGCACAAGUGCAUGCACCCACGUGUGUGAGAGAGAGAGAGUGUGUGUGUGUGUGUGUGUGUGUGUGUGUGUGUGUGUGUAAAACGUAAAUAUUUCAGAUAUGUUGCCUUUGGUUUUCUUCAGCCUGGGGUUUUUGUUUUUGCCAAAAGUAGGGCUUUUUUUCUUCACGUUCCUUUCUGGUAACUAACUUCCUGAUCCAGUUCUUCCAGCCACUUCCCUAAAGAAGCAUAUGUUGACACAGGAUCUAUGUACUGUAUGUGUAUGGAAGAGUGAGCUACAUGGGGGAUAAUACUUGAGCAACUGUACCAAAAAAUAAAGCCAACAAAAGACAAGGAAACUAUUUAUGAAAUAAAUUCCCAACCUGAAAUUCAGUAUUUUUUGAAAAAUGCCAAUGAACAGUCUCAGACCUGUUCUUACUGUAUUUAUUAAAACUUCUAACAACAUGAAUUUUUUUUGCACAAUGUAUGUUCAGCUUUUAGUAGUUACAUAAUAAAUUGGAUUUUUAAAAAAGUUA
Phascolarctos cinereus (koala) is the source of this 4807-nucleotide messenger RNA. RefSeq names its product phosphatidylinositol-4,5-bisphosphate 3-kinase catalytic subunit beta (gene PIK3CB). The record is from RefSeq and is a predicted model, not a curated record. Gene Ontology annotation, cellular component: plasma membrane; phosphatidylinositol 3-kinase complex; cytoplasm. Gene Ontology annotation, biological process: phosphatidylinositol-mediated signaling; phosphatidylinositol-3-phosphate biosynthetic process; cell migration. Gene Ontology annotation, molecular function: 1-phosphatidylinositol-4-phosphate 3-kinase activity; 1-phosphatidylinositol-3-kinase activity. Lineage: Eukaryota; Metazoa; Chordata; Mammalia; Diprotodontia; Phascolarctidae.